Molecule: messenger RNA, 426 nt
Organism: Loa loa (African eye worm)
Lineage: Eukaryota; Metazoa; Nematoda; Chromadorea; Rhabditida; Onchocercidae
Exons: 3
Coding region: 1-426 (141 amino acids)
Source: RefSeq, a predicted model, not a curated record
AUGUCUUUGCAGGAUGAGUCCAUUGAACAAAUAUCAAAAUAUAGGUUUUAUCGUAUAGGAAAAAUCAAAACACUUUCGUACAAAAGUCUUCUAAGAAGAAAGGCAAAGAAGGAGAAAGAGUUUCAACCAAUACGUUCCUAUAUCACGUGGAUUCUAUACUUCUCGUUUUUAAAGCUUUGCGAAUGUUUCACAAAAGAGAAUACGCUAAGGCAAUAUUUCGAAGAUUGUGGCAACUAUAAGGUAAAAAACAGGGCUAUACCUGUUAUGCAAUUAGGUCACCAACCAUAUAGCUUGGUUGACAGACAAAAGUGGACAAGAACAUCGGCUGUAUAUUUUUCAACUUCAGUGGAAUUAAUGAUGAACGGAAAGGAAAAGCUGAUAGUUUCAUUGGGUAGCAGCAGUUUUUGUGGAUCACAAAAUCAUUAG